AUGACAUCAUUUGACGAUAUAAUAGCAAAGUUUAAUACAAUUAAAGAUUUAAUUUCGACAACAAUAGUUCGUGAUCAGGAACAUGCUACAUAUGCUUUGGAGUUUAGUAAGCAUUUGUAUGAGAUUAAAUGCUGUUUUGUACGCAUUUCUUGGAAGAAUAAAAUACGAUUUCUGAAAGAUUUGAUAAACGAAGUUCAAGAUAUUACGGUGCUAUCUUUACUACUGAAAUCGAUAUGGAACUGUCGUCUAAAAGAUGCUGUUUUAUCUGUGUGUCAAGACAAAGCUUGGAGUAGCUAUGAUCAAGUUCCAAUUGAUCAUAACAGAACAGUUCUUUCAUCUGCCAUCAAAGAUAUGAUAGCAAAUGAACGGAAUUGGUUUCGUUCUCUUCGAUCGGAGCAGCAAUGUCUAUUGUUUGCGGAAUUACUUUCAGUUGCCGGUGGUCCAAUAAUGUGGGAAAUGUUAAAGCAUUUACAAAAAAUUUAUGAAAACAAUAUGGAACAACAGUCAAAAAAUAUGAUAGAAUGUGUUGUGGUCAAUGAGCUACUACAGGACAGAAAACCCGUUAAUACUGAAAUAACAAAAAAAGAACAAACGCCACGUCGAAAAAGUUCUGCCACACAAAUUUUGGAAUCUUCGACACAGCCGUUCAGAACUAAACAAGCACAACAAGAGCUGGACAAAAACUUAGCUGUAUGGGACUCUACCGUAAAAAGUAUAAAAGACAGUUCUAAGUUGGAACAAUUGGAAUUGACAUAUAAAGAUGGUACAAUAAAGAGGAUGUGGAAAAUAAAUCGACCAAAAUCAGACGCAGUAGAAACUCUAGAUUUUGUUCAAUUGUUACCAUCAGCUAUAGGUAAGCGCAUUUUGUUCCAUCUACCUUUGACUCAGCUUAAUGAUUGCGCUCGAGUAAAUAGGUAUUGGGCGCACUUAGUCGACGAAUUGCGGGCAGAACUAAUAGUUCGACAGAAAAUUGAUGUCGAGUUAGAGAAGCUUCGGGAAAAUAUGUUACGUCACGAUACUAGUUUAGGUCUUUUUAAUGAGACAGAAGAUACGUUACAUUUGGAAUCACCUGAGAUUCAGAAAACCAAAGAUAAACCGUUUUGCGACAGGCCUUUCAUUUAUCCUUUGAGAUUGAAUGUAAACAAAAAUAAAAAACGACUAAUGGAAAAACCACCAUUCCGAAACAUAGAAGAUAUCAACAAGCGUCUAGUCAUACGUGGAGCCGCUGAUGAAAACAUCAGAAAAUGGUGCGCGAACACUUGUAAGAUAAAUAUGGAUCUUGGAGGACAAGAGACUCACAUUUUUGGAGUCUUCCAAAAACCAGAAGACCUUGUAUUUCCAUCUCAAUUACUAUCAGUGGGUGUAAAUAUACCAUUAAAUCCACCUCUCACAAAGGAUCCAACAAAAAAAGAGUAGCAGUGAUUGACGUAAUAAAUGAUCAAUGCUAAACAACGAAGGAAAGAAAAAACAGAAAACAUGAAAAGAUAAAAAUUAACUAAAUGUAAAGCUGUUUCUAAUU
This is a messenger RNA of Melitaea cinxia (Glanville fritillary), 1519 nucleotides long. RefSeq lists its product as uncharacterized. The record is from RefSeq and is a predicted model, not a curated record. The transcript has 11 exons. NCBI's taxonomy places the organism in Eukaryota, Metazoa, Arthropoda, Insecta, Lepidoptera, Nymphalidae. Gene Ontology annotation, molecular function: protein binding. Bases 1 to 1416 code for a protein of 471 amino acids.